Messenger RNA from Dromiciops gliroides (monito del monte), 3422 nucleotides. It is a transcript of the gene KCNC4, whose product is annotated as potassium voltage-gated channel subfamily C member 4. Lineage: Eukaryota; Metazoa; Chordata; Mammalia; Microbiotheria; Microbiotheriidae. The record is from RefSeq and is a predicted model, not a curated record. Gene Ontology annotation, molecular function: delayed rectifier potassium channel activity; protein binding. Gene Ontology annotation, cellular component: axon; voltage-gated potassium channel complex; dendrite membrane. Gene Ontology annotation, biological process: potassium ion transmembrane transport; protein homooligomerization. The transcript has 4 exons. The coding region runs from base 415 to 2301 and encodes 628 amino acids.
CCUGUCUCUCUGUGUCCCUUAUUCUGGCCCUCAGUGUUCCUCUUCCCGCUUCCCCCUCCUGCUGCCUGGCUCCCCCUCCCUUCUCUCCUCUCUCUCCCUCCCUCCCUCUUUCCUUCUCUCUUUCUGUCUCCCUGGCUGCUGUGCCUCCCCAAAGCCCCAACCACCUGUGCAUCUGAGAAACCCAACUCCUUCCCUUGGAGCCUCGGGGAGUUGUGCCCUGGGGGGGGAGGCAGGGGCCGAGGCACACUGCCUGGAGGGGGCUGCCUGCCUCUCUCUCCUCCUCCUCCUCCUCCCUUCCCUGCACCCCCGUCCCCCCUCCUCUCCUCCGCACCCCCCUCAGUCUGACGCUGCCUUCUCGGGAAGGGUGUUUAGAGGGCAGCGGCCGCCCCAAGCCGGAGCCCCGCAGCGCUUCUUAUGAUCAGCUCGGUGUGUGUGUCCUCCUACCGCGGGCGUAAGUCGGGGAACAAGCCUCCGUCCAAAACAUGUCUGAAGGAAGAGAUGGCCAAGGGCGAGGCGUCGGAGAAGAUCAUUAUCAACGUGGGCGGCACGCGACAUGAGACCUACCGCAGCACCCUGCGGACCCUGCCUGGAACUCGCCUCGCCUGGCUGGCGGACCCCGACGGAGGGGGCCGGCAGGAGCAGGAUGGGGGCGGCGGCCGUGCGGGAAGCAGCAGUAGUUGUGGUGGCGGCGGCGGCGGCGGCGGCAGCAGCGAGUUUUUCUUUGACCGGCACCCGGGCGUCUUCGCUUAUGUCCUCAACUACUACCGCACCGGCAAAUUGCACUGCCCCGCCGACGUGUGCGGCCCGCUGUUCGAGGAGGAGCUCACCUUCUGGGGCAUCGAUGAGACCGACGUGGAGCCCUGCUGCUGGAUGACCUACCGCCAGCACCGAGAUGCUGAGGAGGCGCUGGACAUCUUCGAGAGCCCCGACGGCGGCCCUGCAGCCGGGGACGAGGCCGGGGACGACGAGCGGGAGCUGGCCCUGCAGAGGCUGGGCCCUCACGAGGGUGGUGGUGGAGCCGCUUCCGGGGCAGGCUCGUGCAAAGGAUGGCAGCCGCGGAUGUGGGCGCUCUUUGAAGAUCCCUAUUCGUCCCGGGCUGCCAGGGUUGUGGCUUUUGCUUCUCUGUUUUUUAUCCUUGUCUCCAUCACGACUUUCUGCCUGGAGACGCACGAGGCCUUCAACAUUGACCGCAACGUGACGGAGAUUCACCGAGUGGGGAACAUCACCAGCGUGCGCUUCCGGAGGGAGGUGGAGACAGAGCCCAUCCUGACCUACAUCGAGGGCGUCUGCGUCCUUUGGUUCACGCUAGAGUUCUUGGUGCGAAUCAUCUGCUGCCCAGACACGCUGGACUUUGUCAAGAAUCUGCUGAACAUUAUAGACUUUGUAGCCAUCCUCCCCUUCUACCUGGAGGUGGGGCUGAGCGGGCUUUCCUCGAAGGCAGCCCGAGACGUGCUGGGCUUCUUGCGCGUCGUCCGCUUCGUCCGAAUCCUACGCAUCUUCAAGCUCACACGGCACUUUGUGGGCCUCCGAGUCCUAGGCCACACUCUCCGUGCCAGCACCAACGAGUUCCUGUUGCUGAUCAUCUUCCUGGCCUUGGGCGUCCUCAUCUUCGCCACCAUGAUCUACUACGCCGAGCGGAUCGGGGCCAAGCCGUCUGACCCGAGAGGCAAUGAUCACACUGACUUCAAGAACAUCCCCAUUGGCUUCUGGUGGGCCGUGGUCACCAUGACGACACUGGGCUACGGAGACAUGUACCCCAGGACGUGGUCGGGGAUGUUGGUGGGGGCGCUCUGUGCGCUGGCCGGGGUGCUCACCAUCGCCAUGCCCGUCCCUGUCAUCGUCAACAACUUUGGCAUGUACUACUCCCUCGCCAUGGCCAAGCAGAAGCUGCCCAAAAAGAGGAAGAAACACGUGCCCCGACCCCCACAACUGGAGUCGCCAGCCUAUUGCAAGUCAGAGGAGACAUCGCCCCGAGAUAGCAUCUUCAGUGACUCCAGCCCCCCAGUGGGAGAAGAAGGAGUGGUGGAGAGGAAACGGGCAGAUUCCAAGCAAAAUGGAGAUGCAAAUGUGGUGCUGUCAGAUGAGGAGGGGGCCUGCCUUACCCAGCCUCUGGCCUCAGCCCCGGAGGAUCGAAGGGCCAUGCGCCGUUCCAGCACCAGGGACAAGAACAAGAAAGCAGCCACCUGUUUUCUGCUCAGCGCUGGAGACUAUGCUUGUGCCGAUGGUAGUGUCCGAAAAGAGACCUGCCAAGACAUCCUCUCGUCCAAUUAUGCCCAGGCUGAGGUCCUCACCUUCUCUUAAAGUUUGGCUCACGUGGAGGCCGGGAGCAUGGAGAGAGACAGUGCAAGAGGCUUAGGGAAAACCCUGGAAACCAGGCAAGGAUCUUUCACUCGGAAAGAAUUGGAAAUCCUUGUUUGUGCAGGACUGUUGGAAAAAAUACGCACACACACAUCCUAUGGCCCAGGAUGGGUCUGAUGGUUUAUUCUGUUGUAUAUUAAAAGAUCUAUAUGCAUAUAUAUACAUAUAUAUUCUAUAUUCUUACAUGCUGUACCCCUGUUUGUAGUGCAUGUGUUGCUUGGUGGUCUGUCUUUUGUGUCAGCCUUUGCUACCCCCUCCUCUCCCCCACCAACCCCAAGUCCUAGGGUCCCAUCUCCUUUCUUGCUCCCAGUUGUACAUUCAUUUUUCUGAAGUAUCCAGAACCUACCAGUAGAAUUCCAACCAUAAACUGGCUGUUUGGCUGGUGUGGUUCCUGUUUCCACAUGAGGCUUGACUUGGGUUCAGCCAAUCACUGUGUCCAUCUGUUCUCCCAUCCCAAUCUACAUGUAGGCAGAAACUGACAGAUUCAGACUGCCAGCCCCUCCCCACCCCAGGGAUCCCCUUCAAACAGGACCCAUUACUCCUACCCCUCUGGCCUGUGGUCUGUGGUGUCCUGGUCAGGAGAAUGGGAGCAGGGAUCCCCUGCCCAUGUCCCUCGCCUGACCCAUCUCCUCCACAGACAGGGGUCAUUUGUUAUCGUAUCUCUGUGUGUUGUCUCCCUCUCCGUUUGUUUUCAAAGAUGCUUCCAGGCGGACUCAUGGGGAGGGAGGGGUCUGUCUGUCUGAAUGGCUCAGGGGUCCGAGGACCCUGUGGAAGCCUCGGGAUGAAAUCAAAUGAGUCGCAAUACUCUCCUUCCUGACCUUGGGCCAGGGCACGCGUGCAAUAGCAGGGUCAGGGCUGCCCCUUCUGCCUUGGCCUCUGCCCUUCACCCUAGCACCCCUUCCCUCUCCCCCUACCCACUCUUCCCUGGUGUCUGUCAGUACUUUUCUAAAACUGUUACCUCUCUCUGUGUCCAAGGCAAUACUCCGGCCAGGAGCUGCUGGCCUGCCCGCAUGCCUCUGGCUGUUAUACUGUGGUCAAGCCCCAAUAAAGAGAUGUGGAGCUGU